Parnassius mnemosyne (clouded apollo) is the source of this 822-nucleotide messenger RNA. NCBI's taxonomy places the organism in Eukaryota, Metazoa, Arthropoda, Insecta, Lepidoptera, Papilionidae. The record is from the annotation of a GenBank genome assembly.
AUGAGUACAACUCAACCUAGAAGACACUCCACUGUGAAAGAUGUCCAAGAUACCUCCUAUUCAAAUACUACCGAUAAUACGGGUGAUUUGUCUACAUCUAAGGCUUUGGUUAUAGUAGCCAUAAUAUUUGGUAUAUCACUGCUGACUUUAGGAUUAUUGUAUAGACAAUUCCCAGAAUUAGAAGAGCAUGAAAAACAGUAUUUGAAAUUGCCAUGGGAUCUUGAAGAAGCAAAGCAUUUAGGUCUAGUUUUGGACCGAUAUAAGGAUAAAUAUUUCUAUGAAGUAUUAAUGGGUGUAUUUCUAGUCUAUAUCUUUUUGCAAACAUUUGCAAUACCAGGUUCCAUUUUUUUAAGUAUCCUUUCAGGAUUCUUGUUUCCAUUUUAUUUAGCUCUACUAUUAGUUUGCUGCUGUUCAGCAAUUGGUGCCAGCUUGUGCUUUUUCCUGUCAAAUCUUCUUGGGAAAAGAAUAGUUAGGAAAUUUUUCCCAGAAAAAGCAGCCCAAUGGUCCAUAGCAUUGGCAAAACAUAAAAAUAAUUUACUUAAUUAUAUAAUAUUUUUAAGAGUCACUCCAUUUUUACCAAACUGGUUUAUUAAUAUGUCAGCCCCUGUAAUUGGAGUGCCUUUAGUGCCAUUUGCAUUAGGAACUUUUAUUGGUGUUGCUCCACCAUCUUUUGUUGCUAUACAGGCUGGACAAACUCUUCACACUCUGACGUCAACAAGUGAUGCAUGGUCUUGGACGUCAAUAACUGUCCUUACGGUUUUUGCUUUUGUUUCUCUUAUACCAGUACUACUUCAACAAAAAUUAAAAGACAAAUUUGAAUAA